Molecule: messenger RNA, 1978 nt
Organism: Eucalyptus grandis
Lineage: Eukaryota; Viridiplantae; Streptophyta; Magnoliopsida; Myrtales; Myrtaceae
Product: rust resistance kinase Lr10
Exons: 2
Coding region: 1-1938 (645 amino acids)
Biological process (GO): protein phosphorylation
Molecular function (GO): polysaccharide binding; ATP binding; protein kinase activity
Source: RefSeq, a predicted model, not a curated record
AUGAUUCAUUCUUUCAACGCCAUGUAUAUGUACCGUGUUUUCCUUCUCACAUUACACGUUCUGCUACUAGGGAUCAGUUGUGAUGCUAAAAACAGUCACUUGUGCCCUGUUUCCUCUUGUGGUGAGGUUCGUAAUAUAAGCUACCCCUUUCGAUUGAAAGGCGACCCAAAAUAUUGCGGCCACCCUGAGUUUGAACUAACUUGUGAGUAUGAUCAUACUGUCCUAUAUUUAUUUGAUGGUCGAUAUUAUGUGAAGUCAAUUGUUUACUAUUUCUAUCUUGAUGAAGAAGACUUCCAUGGUUUCAUCACGGUGGUUGAUGAUGGACUUCAAAAGGGUAAUUGCUCGUCUCUCCCUCGUUACUCACUGGGGCACUCCAAUUUCAGUAACACCAUCAUUCCAUACUACCCUCUCGAUAGCCUCUCAGAAAGAGUGACGGUGGCCUUUGUGAAGUGCUUACAACCCAUUGCUUUCACUCGGUAUUUCGAUACCAAACCGUGUAUCGAGGGAACACACUCUGCCGACAUGCCUCCCAAUUCUUCCCAAAUGGAGGUGUACUCAUAUGCUUUACCUGGGUAUUAUCUAGCAGCAGGGGACAUCAAGGAUUCUUGCACCAUAACUAUGAUGUCCUUUGCAUCGGAUUAUGGUGGGAGGGAAGAGGAUCAGUAUAAUCGCGCAAGCGCGCCAUACAAGGACCUCCACAAUCAGAUGGCGGGGGGAUUCAAUCUCACCUAUUGGGGGCUCCUUUCUGCAGAAAGAAGCUUUCGAUUUUGCUUCUUAGGUUCUAGAUACCAAAGGAACGGGUGCAGUCACUAUCACGUUCGCCACUUCCUCGCAGCAAAAUUCACCCUCGGAGCUCCAUUUGCAUUGAUAUUUUUGAUCUAUAAGUGGAGGAGAAGGCACCUAGCAAUGGACGAAAAUAUUGAAGAAUUCCUACAAGCUCAUAAUAACUUUAUGCCCGUAAGGUACUCUUACUCAGAUAUUAAGAAAAUCACAAGAAAUUUCAAACAUAAAUUAGGAGAAGGAGGAUAUGGUUCCGUGUAUAAGGGGAUACUUAGAAGUGGCAAUGAAGUUGCUGUUAAGAUUCUGAACAAGCCAAAAUCUAAUGGCCAAGACUUCAUAAGCGAAGUGGGUACUAUUGGAAGGAUCCACCAUGUUAAUGUGGUUCAGCUUGUUGGUUUUUGCUUCAACAAAUCUAAGCAAGCUCUCGUGUAUGAUUACAUGUCAAACGGGUCUUUGGAUAAACACAUUUUUUCUAAAGAUGGUUACUACUCCAUUGAUUAUAAGAGAAUAUAUGAGAUAUCUCUCGGUGUGGCAAAAGGUAUAGAAUAUCUACAUCGGGGAUGCGAUAUGCAAAUUCUACAUUUUGAUAUCAAGCCUCACAAUAUUCUUCUGGAUCAAAAUUUCACUCCAAAAGUUUCUGACUUCGGGCUUGCAAAGCUUUAUCCUACGAACCAUAACAUGGUAUCGUUGACUGUUGUGAGAGGAACCUUGGGAUAUAUGGCACCAGAGCUAUUCUACAAGGACAUUGGUGGUGUCUCUUAUAAAGUUGAUGUUUACAGUUUUGGGAUGCUGCUAAUGGAAAUGGCCGGUAGGAGAAGAAAUGUAAAUGCAAAAGCUGACCGCUCAAGUCAAAUUUAUUUCCCUCUGUGGGUUUACGAUCAACUUCAUGAAGAAAAUGAGAUUGAAAUGGAAGUAGUACAAGAGGAAAGAGAGAUAAUUAGGAAGAUGGUAAUAGUUGCUCUUUGGUGUAUACAGUUAAUCCCAAAUGAUCGGCCAUCAAUGACUAAGGUUUUAGAUAUGCUUGAAGGAGAUAUUAAUAAAUUGCAACUACCCCCGAAGCCGCUUCUAUAUCCAUCGGAUGAGCCAGUUGACAAUGUCUACACUGGAAUAGAACUUGAAUCAUGCUCAAUUUCAUCAAGUACUCCAACAAUUUUCUGACUGAUUCCAAAUUAUGAUUUUCUCUUCUCCAUGUAUGAAU